Molecule: messenger RNA, 1530 nt
Organism: Neohortaea acidophila
Lineage: Eukaryota; Fungi; Ascomycota; Dothideomycetes; Mycosphaerellales; Teratosphaeriaceae
Product: cytochrome P450
Exons: 2
Coding region: 1-1530 (509 amino acids)
Molecular function (GO): heme binding; oxidoreductase activity, acting on paired donors, with incorporation or reduction of molecular oxygen; iron ion binding
Source: RefSeq, a predicted model, not a curated record
AUGCCUUUCGCUUUCCUCGCCCUCUCAAUUUCCAUCCUCCUCCUCUUCUUAACGGCAAUAAUACACCGCCUCUACCUGCAUCCCCUCUCCCACAUCCCCGGCCCGCGCCUCGCAGCCCUGACCUACUACUACCAAGCCUACUACGACAUCUACCCUCACCGCGGGCAAUUCCUCUUUCACACCGCCGCGCUGCACGCCCGCUACGGCCCCAUCAUCCGCAUCGGCCCCAACGAAAUCCACAUCAACGACAUCGCCUUCUACCCCGAUGUGUAUCCCACCGGACCGCAGCGGCGGCGUGACAAGAGCGCCGAGUGGUUUUGGUUUGCGGGGUUGGAUGAGUUUACGGGGCGGAGUGCGUUUGCUACGCUCGAGCAUGGGCUGCAUCGUGUAAGGCGCGGCGCGUUUGCGGGCUUCUUUAGUCGCGGGAAGGUGUUGGAGUUGCAGCCGAGGAUUCGAGCUAAGGUUGAGGUGCUGAGGGAGAGUCUGUUGAGGAGGGAGGGGACGGGCGAGGUGGUGGAUUUGAGGGAUGCGUGUGGGGCGCUGACGUUGGAGGUCAUCACCGAGUAUUGUUUCGGCGCUCCCAUCUCCGUGCUCGACUCCGAUGACUAUGCCAAGGUGUACAACGAGAUGCUGCGCAGCAGCACGCAGAUUCAUCCUAUCGGUCGUGCUUUUCCCAUGGUCACGCGAGCGCUUUUGCGUCUGGCGGAGUCGUUCAUGGAGGGGAACGAGGGGUUUGACGUGAACAAGCAAAAGCAGAAAGAAGUCGACCGAUUGACCAAGGCGGCGUAUGAUGAUGCCCGGCGAACGGACAAGCCAGACGAGGAGAAGUGGACGACCGCAAUCCACGAGAUAGUCGCGGACGAGGCGCUCCCGCCGGAGGAAAAGACGCUGAAGCGCAUCAUGAACGACGCGUAUGUUUUCGUUGGCGCCGGCAUGGAAACGACCGGCCGCACGUUGGCCGUGACGUUGUAUCAUAUUCUCGCCAACCCGGAGAUCCACAAGCGGUUGAUGGAGGAGCUGCGGGGUGUUAUCCCGUCCUCCUCGGCCCCGAUGCCAGAUGUCUCCGCGCUAGAGAAGCUGCCCUUCCUCACGGCCGUCUUGACAGAGGGUAUCCGCAUGUCGCAUGGAACAGCUGGGCGUCUUGCGCGCGUAGCGCCGGGCGAGGAUCUCAACUACCACGGCAUCAACAUUCCCCGCGGCACGACGAUGAGCCAGUCCAGCUACCUCAUCCACACCAAUCCGGUCAUCUUCCCUGCUCCGCUCGAGUUCCACCCUGAGCGUUUCAUGGGCGAUGGAGCGGCGGAGGCGCACAAAAGCUUGGUAGCAUUUGGCCGGGGGACGAGAAUGUGCGUCGGGAUGAACCUGGCGUGGGCCGAGCUGUAUCUGACCAUUGCGAUGUUGUUGACCUCCGUGGAGAUGGAGUUGUGGGAGACGACGGAGAGAGAUGCGACGGUGGCGAUGGAGUUCUUCCUCGGGACCCUGCCGUCUGAUUCGAAUGGUAUACGAGUCAAGAUUGUGGGGAGGUUGUAG